AUGUCCAAGGCCUCAGAGUCCGUGAAGGUUAUGGUCAGGGUUCGUCCUCUCAAUAAGAAGGAAAAGAACCGAGGAAGUAAGGAAGUGGUGGAGGUUGACUCCAAAUUUAAUCAAAUUAAUCUGAGCAAGCCAGAUUCACCUGAAAUUUCCAAAGACUUCGCAUAUGAUGCUGUCUUCGGAAUUGAUUCUACCCAGCAAUUAGUGUAUAAUGAAGGUGCAUUCUCACUUGUUGAGUCUGUUCUCGAGGGGUAUAAUGGCACAAUCUUUGCUUAUGGCCAAACAGGUUGUGGCAAGACCCAUACAAUGGUUGGAGACUAUGGCGAGGAGGAUUCUAAAGGUAUUAUUCCUAAAGCUUUCAGCCAUAUUUUCGGUUAUAUUGAUUCCAGAGAAGAUGAUACAAAAUUUUUAGUUAGAUGCUCCUAUUUGGAGAUCUAUAAUGAGAGCAUCCUCGAUCUCCUUGGAAGUGAUCAUACUGCCAAACAUGAUGUAAAGGAAGACCCUGAUAAAGGAAUUUAUGUACAAAACCUGACGAACGUUAUAGUUAAAUCAGUCCCUGAGAUAGAAAAAAUUAUGAAUGCAGGAAAUAAGCACAGGAAGGUUGGGCAAACAGCAAUGAAUGAUCAAUCUUCCAGAUCACAUUCUAUUUUUACUAUUUAUAUUGAAACAUCGGUUGAGAAAGACGGAGAUCAGAAGAUUAGAGCUGGAAAACUGAACCUAGUUGAUUUGGCUGGUUCAGAAAGGCAAAGUAAAACUAAUGCAAAAGGUGACAGGCUUAAAGAAGCCCAGAAGAUCAAUCUCUCACUCUCCGCCUUAGGAAACGUAAUCAGUGCUCUUGUAGAUGGAAAAUCAAAGCAUAUUCCAUAUAGAGACUCUAAGCUAACAAGACUGUUACAGGAUUCACUUGGAGGAAAUACCAAAACUGUGAUGAUAGCAGCUGUUUCCCCAGCUGAUUAUAACUAUGAUGAGACCUUAUCAACCUUGAGAUAUGCUUCUCGUGCAAAAAUGAUCAAGAACAAGCCAAAGAUCAACGAAGAUCCCAAAGAUGCCCUUCUAAGAGAAUACGAGAGUGAAAUCAAGCAGCUCAGAGCAGCUUUGGCAGAGCUCCAAAAAGGAGGGGGAGGUACUAACCAGGCUGCUUUAAUCAGCAAAUUGACAAAAUCCUUCAAGAGGUCUGAAAAGAACGUUGAUAUGGGAUCGAAUGUUGAUGACAUCCUAAACCGGUUAGAAUCCAAUCAACAAACACUUGGAGAUUCCACUAAAUAAAAACUCUGAUAAAAUCAGAGAGAUUCAGAUGAUGGGUGACAAAAACAUCGACAGUGUUCUACAAGAAAAAGAUAAUAAAAUCGAACAAGAGAAAAUGCAAAGGGAAAAACUAGAACAAAUGGUCAAGGAAAUGGAAGGCAAACUUGUCCACGGAGGAGAAGCUAUCGAAGAAGAAAAGGCUAAGAUUGAAGCAAAAGCUUUCAGAGAGUAUCAACUCAAGUUAAAAUAAGCAAAAGAAAAAGUCUAAGAAGCUGCUUGAAGAACAGAAGAAGAGGGAAGAAGAUAUGCUCCUCAUGGAGAGAGAUUAUAACGACUUACAAGAAGAGGUUGGUGACAAGAGUAAGCUCCUCAACAAGCUCAGAAAGAGGUACAAGGCAGCCCUAGCAGAGAUCCAGGACCUUGAAGGUGAGCACUAUAAUGAAAAAGCAGAUCUCCUUGACACAAUACGAACCAUGGAAGUAGACCUCGGAUUCUAUAAAGCAAUCGUAGAUAUGAUGAUCAAUGAAAAUAAUUUGUACAAGAUCAAAUCUAAAAGUUCGUAUAAUGACGAGAAAUCGGAGUGGGAGGUCCCUCCAUUCGUGAUGAAAGAUAAGCAAAUGAACCUUCCCAAGUUAGGGCUACAAAAAGCUAUGAGAUAUGUAGAGGAGGAAAAGAACAACCAAAUGGUAGAAUUCAAAAAUAAUGGAACUGAUUACUCUGACGAUGACUUUAAUGAAGCUGCUCAUCAGAGUCAGAUGAAAAUUCGUAAGAAAAAGAAGAAAAAUAAAGGCCUACGAGAGAAUGUUGAUGAUACCCUAAAUGAGGACAGAGAUGAUGAAUAUGACCAGUUCAGAGACCCUAACGGACUUCACGAUUAUAAUGAUCUAUAUAAUGAUAAUAAUGGGAAAAAUCAAUGAUUACAAUGCCUACGGCAAGAAUAUUAA
Molecule: messenger RNA, 2186 nt
Organism: Moneuplotes crassus
Lineage: Eukaryota; Ciliophora; Spirotrichea; Euplotida; Euplotidae
Source: the annotation of a GenBank genome assembly